GGCGGCGGCGGCGGCGGCACCGGGCCCUGCUGUGCGCGGUGCCGCGUGCUCCCGCGGGCGCGGAGGUUGCGAAGAUGGUACAGUCCCCUCUUGUGUUGCCGCUGCUGGCAGACUAGAGUUUGAGAGGGCGUGAUAUCAGUUGCUGCUGCGCUCGCUACUCAAUGUUUCAAACUGCUCCAAGGAAGUAACACUCUCCUCUUUGGAGAGGCCAUAAAAUGCAUGUUAUGAAUUGUCUCUCCUUGGUCAAUGAUAAAGAAAAUGGGGCUAUUCCAGUCGCAACGGGAUUAACGAACGAGGAUGCGACGACAGCAUCGCAACAUUCUCAGCCUGCAGCGCCACCGCCCCCUCCGCCAUGUCCCCUCGCAGGGGCACCCCCAGCCCCUCCGCUCCCCCCGGGGAUGCCGCCCCCCCCGCCCCCCCCUCCGCCACUGCCUGGGCCAAGCGUACCCCUGCCUCCCCAGCUGAUAAAUGGGCAUGACAACCACGGCAAAAAAAAACGAAUGCGGAGCUUCUUCUGGAAAACUAUCCCUGAAGAACAAGUCCGCGGUAAAACCAACAUCUGGACGAUUGCUGCAAGACCGCAGUAUCAGAUUGAUACAAAGACAAUUGAGGAGCUUUUUGGGCAGCAGGAAGAAACCAAGCCCCAGGACCCCCGAAGCCGAUCUUUAAAGUCUUCAUUUAAAGAGACGAAAGAGGAGGUUUCCAUUUUGGAUGCAAAAAGAAGCAUGAACAUUGGGAUAUUUCUCAAACAGUUCAAAAAGUCUGCUGAAUCCAUCAUUGAAGAUAUUUAUCAUGGAAGAAGUGAGCCCUAUGGUUCUGAACUGCUGCAUGAAUUUCUUAAAUUAUUACCAGAAGCGGAGGAGGUAAAGAAAUUAAAAGCCUUUGAUGGAGAUGUAUCAAAACUAUCUCAAGCUGAUUCCUUCAUGUAUUUACUAAUCCAGGUGCCAAAUUAUGCUCUUAGGAUUGAAGCCAUGGUGUUAGAAAGGGAGUUCUCACCCUCCUGUGCUUCUCUACAGGAUGACAUGAAAAUUAUAAGACGGGCAACAAAAGAGUUAAUGACUUGUGAGGAACUGCAUUCCAUAUUGCACUUGGUCCUUCAGGCUGGGAAUAUUAUGAAUGCGGGAGGUUAUGCUGGCAAUGCUGUUGGAUUUAAAUUGUCGUCACUGCUCAAGCUGGCGGACACAAAAGCAAACAAACCUGGGAUGAGUCUGCUGCAUUUUGUUGCUCUGGAAGCCCAAAAGAAAGAUGCUGCUCUUCUCAACUUCUCAGAAAAAAUUAGAGAUGUUCAUGAUGCUGCCAGGUUAUCCAUUGAUAACGUGGAAGCAGAGCUCCAGUCGCUGUCUUUCAAGGCAAGAUCUGUUAAAGACAGCAUUCGGCGAGACCCAAAACUCUUUCACCAGAUGGAAGGCUUUCUCCAGUUUGCUGUAAGACAUCUAAAAGAGCUUGAACAUCAGAAACGAGAAUUACAAAAGGAGGGAAAUGCUCUCAUUGACUUUUUCUGUGAAGACAAAGAAACUAUGAAGUUGGAUGAAUGUUUCCAGAUAUUUAGGGACUUCUGCAUAAGAUUCAACAAGGCUGUGAAGGAAAAUAGGGAACGAGAGAUCCAGGAACUUCAUAGUCUGCAGAGGCAAAAGGAGCUGGAGGAGAAGCGUCGGUCCUGGGCAGCUGGAGAACUUGGGAGCUUUGGGCGGAGCAGCAGUGAAAAUGAUGUGGAGAUGUUGGCCAAAAAAGGACUUGAAGAAUUUCUUCCCUUCUUGCAGCAGAGACCUCAAAGCCCUUCAUACAGAAACCCCAAUUCUAGACGCUCUCGACUUUCUUUGGGGAUUACUGCAGACAGAGAGUUGCAGAGUUUCCUGGAAAUCUCCAAAGAUGAGGAUCCAAACAAGUUUAACAGCCUUCCCCGUGCAAACACCCGACAAGCAAGACCAAACGUAGCCUGGACUGAAUCCAAAGAAACAAGAGAUCUCAACUUAAAUACCUUGCACUUAGACCAACAGUCUGAAACCAAAGUGAAAAGUGGUGGCCUACUGCAGGUGCCUCCAGCUCAGCCCAGUCACUUUGGUGGCUCAACUGGUCCUGGUGCCCGUUACUCACAGAGAAGCACCGACUACAACAUGCACACUUCCAAUGUGUCCUGUGAGGAGUCCACAGAUAUAAGUGCUCUGGCCCUUGCAAUUGAGGAGCGUGAACUUGUUAAAGGAUUACGUAAGUUUGAUAUUCAAGGAGCAAAGCCUGCAGAGGAUACACCUUUAAUAUAUUUAGAGGAUGCUGGUGGAACAGACCUGGAGACUCUAGACGAUCUAAGCUUUCAUUCCCUUAGCACCGCCGAUGACGACCUGCCUCCAGCUUGCAGAAGUUCCAGAGAGGCCCACGAUCAUAAAGCCAAGGCAGUGGGUUGCAAGAGUGAAGCUUCAGAGCCCAGGAGCAGCAGCCCCAUGUCUAUGGAUACAAGUGUUUCGGGAAGUAGGGAAGAUGGGCCAAUGUUCUACGUGUCAGAUACGACAACUGAUUGUUCUUUGACAUUGGACUCUGAGGAGGGAAAUGAUUUUAAAUCAGCAGGCAAUGAAAUAAGAAGUGAGGCUGGUAAAGCACCUUCUGGGAACGAUGCUCAAUACAGGGCUAGAACAUUCUUCUCAAACCUGAAUUCUGCUUCUGCCAAGGAUCUGUCUCUUCACACUUCCUCAAAUGAUAAGGAUGAUGCCAACAGCAAGCACACCCCUCCUAAAGAAAAGCCCAUAAAAAAUAAAGACCCAGCAGGACCAAAGAGAAACUCUGUAAAAGAUAGAUCUCCAAGCUCCUCAAAAUCCAGUGGCACUCGCUCUAGCCACACAGCCCCUUCCAGACCUGUGAGAACUCUGAAUGCCUCUGAGAAUGAAAGUAUGAGGAAAGUGGUGCCUAUUUCUCGGUCAAACAGAGCACCGAGCAGCAUGAAAAAGCCAGAAGCCAAACCAGCACUUCGUGAAACUAGUACAGUGGAAAGUCGGCUGUCUCGUCGCAGCUCUGUCCGAGGCACAACAGACACACUGCCAAGAAGUCCUUACAGGCACAGCGUGUCGGUGGAAGAGCCAAAGUUACAAAGGGGCACUGUCACCUCGAGCAGUGCUCAUUUCGAGAGGGACAGAGUCUCUCUCAAAAAGCCAAGCUCUAAACCUGUUAGAAGUAAUGUCAAAUCAAAGACAGACGAAAUGAAGAUGUGUCGCUCCAGUGUAAAAGCCCACACCCCUACGGAUGACGCCAAGGUUGCCACAGUCAGUGUUCCCAAAACAACAUCCGCUGUCCCAAACUUUGCGAGGAAUACAGUGGCUUCUUCUUCAAAGCGUGCAAAAGUGGAUCUCUCCAGCUCGUCCAGGCCUCCAACCAUCACAAGGUCUGUGUCCCAGAGGCUGCCUAAAGUGAAGCCAGCGGCAUCCUCUGACGACCCGAGUCCAAAGGAGAACAGUGUGAGUACCUUAAAGAGAGCAAGUAGUGCCAGAGUGGUUGGAAGAACCAUCCUGCAGGGAGAAGCUGUCAACACGAAAGUGGAGCCUGCACCAAAGGAGCAGGGAGCAGUGGAGAAGGCUUCUCUCAAACUGAAAGACACAAACCGGACCACAAUUGGUAAAAUACUGAAGCCAUUACUGAAAUAAGGGAGAGGGGUUUUUGGAUCUUGGAAUGUGAACACUUGUUCAAGCACUGGAUGCCUGUGUUGUGCAAUUCCUUAAAACAGUAACAUUGCUGAUAGGCAGCAUCGUGUGCUCAUUAAAGUACGGCACACCAUUGGAAAAGGGCAAGUAGUUGUGUUCUGGUCUAAAUCCUUUUUUAUGAAUCUGAAUGUAUUUGAAGCUGCUGUGAUGGAAUGCGAGCGUAACAGCGAAUUUUUGCAUAUUUGUGAUACAGAAGGGUCACCAAAAGCCAAAAAGUUUAAAGAAGUUAAACUACAAGACAAAAUGCUUUGUGACAGAAAACAUGGAUAAAGGCCAGUUUUUGUGUGCAUACGAUUCUUCCUAGGACUCAAGCCUUUGUGCUGGUUGGUUCCUUAUUCGAUGUCAAAGUGAAUCCUGUGGAACAGAACUGAAGAUGAACUUAGGUGAUUGUGCUUUCCGUUGCUUUCAAUUCCUUGGCUUGAGGAAUUCUUGUUGCCUGUUGCGAAGUCCAUUGCUGGCGAUUGGACAGACUGGGAACUGCUG
Messenger RNA from Tyto alba (common barn owl), 4166 nucleotides. It is a transcript of the gene FHDC1, whose product is annotated as FH2 domain containing 1. The record is from RefSeq and is a predicted model, not a curated record. The coding region runs from base 216 to 3626 and encodes 1136 amino acids. NCBI's taxonomy places the organism in Eukaryota, Metazoa, Chordata, Aves, Strigiformes, Tytonidae. The transcript has 12 exons.